This is a messenger RNA of Prunus armeniaca (apricot), 1338 nucleotides long. The record is from the annotation of a GenBank genome assembly. Lineage: Eukaryota; Viridiplantae; Streptophyta; Magnoliopsida; Rosales; Rosaceae.
AUGUACGUGGUGCCUCCGCCCCAGCGAUCGGAUCCGGCUUCCGGAUCCGCCGGCGCCUCCACUGAUUUGCGGGUCUACCAAAAUUGGAAAGGCAGCAAUAUAUUUUUCCUUCAGGGAAGGUUUAUUUUCGGACCAGAUGUAAGAUCACUGGGGCUGACCAUAUUUCUAAUUGUUGCUCCUGUCACAAUUUUCUGCAUCUUUGUUGCAAGAAAGUUGAUGGACCAUUUCUCACAUCACUUGGGAAUAUUGAUAAUGGUUGUCGCUGUGGUAUUCACAGUUUAUGAUUUAGUUCUUCUCCUGCUAACCUCCGGAAGAGAUCCUGGUAUAAUUCCCCGUAACACACACCCCCCAGAGCCAGAAGGAUUUGAUGGGAACGUAGAAGGUGGGGCUGGACAAACACCACAGUUGCGUUUGCCUCGCAUCAAGGAAGUAGAGGUGAAUGGAAUCCCCGUCAAGAUUAAGUAUUGUGAUACUUGUAUGCUUUAUAGACCUCCUCGCUGCUCCCACUGUUCAAUAUGCAACAAUUGCGUAGAAAGAUUCGAUCACCACUGUCCUUGGGUUGGGCAGUGUAUUGGGCUGAGAAAUUAUCGAUUCUUCUUCAUGUUUGUGUUCUCCACAACCCUUCUUUGUAUAUAUGUUUUUGCAUUCUGCUGGGUCUACGUUAGAAGGAUCAUGGGAACCGAGGACACGACAAUUUGGAAAGCAAUGAUUAAAACUCCAGCCUCUAUUGUCCUAAUAGUUUACACUUUCAUAUCAAUGUGGUUUGUUGGUGGUCUUACGGCCUUCCAUUUAUAUCUCAUCAGUACAAAUCAGACUACAUAUGAGAAUUUCCGGUACCGAUAUGAUAGGCGAGCCAACCCCUAUAACAAAGGAGUGGUUGAGAAUUUCAAGGAAAUAUUUUGUACCACCAUUCCCCAGUCCAAGAACAAUUUCAGGGCGAAGGUGCCAAGGGAACCUGGGUUGCCUCCUCGGUCAGGGGGUGGAGGUUUUAUGAGCCCAAAUAUGGGAAAAGCUGUGGAGGACAUUGAAAUGGGCAGAAAAACGGUGUGGGGAGACAUGAAUGCUGGGGGUGAUCAUUACGAAGGGCAACUUAACAACAAUGAUCGCUUAAAUUUAAAGGAUGGUGAAUUAGGUGAAGUUUCCCCAGAUAUAAGGACUACAGUCGAUGAAACUGUGGAUCGUGCUGGAAUACACCCCAGGCGAUCCAGCUGGGGAAGGAAAAGCGGAAGCUGGGAAAUGUCCCCCGAAGUUCUUGCUUUGGCAGCUAGAGUCGGGGAACCGAACCGCACGGGUGGGAGUAGCAGUGGUGGCUUGACAAAUGAGAACCGACAUACAUAG